CUCUCUACAGUCGGUGUAGUUUCGACCGUGAUGCUCCGCCGCUGCUGUUGGAAAUGCUUCGGAAGGUAACGGAUUCUGGCAGUAGCCGCUGACGAACACAACACAGUUCUACUGCUGGAGGUUUCUACAAACGCAAAAGUUCCCGGAUACGCUCUGCUGUGAGGUGGAGUGAGGAAUAAGUUGCCGUGGACUGCGUGGACGAGGAGCUCGUUCGCCGUUGAAGCUCACAAGUUUAGGUAGCUAAUGCUAAUGCUACGACGUUUGCUAAUGGUAUUAGCCCGAGUCGCUAGGUAAAUAAGACUGCCUUUCGGAGUUUCCUGUCGUGGUGGCCACGUCUUCACCAUGUGCUGUUAGAAGAUAUUCUACACAUCUAUUUUAUUACGUGUAACAGGAAGAGUCAUUCUUGGGAGAUGGGUGGCUUUUUGUUACGUUAUACACAAAGCUACAGUUCCGCACGCUAGCUAGUUGACGUUAGCUAACGUCGCCGAGCCGGCCAGCAACUUCCACAGUAGUUUCGUCAAGCUAACCACGGAAGUAUUGUCGCCCAGAAGCAAGCCGUGUUGCUGAAAUCAGGGAACCCGCAGCCAUGUUUGAGACGGAGACACAUAUAUCGUGCCUUUUCCCUGAGAUCCUGGCCAUUAUUUUCAGUUAUCUUGAUGUGAAAGACAAAGGAAGAGUAGCCCAAGUGUGCGCGGCCUGGAGGGACGCGUCCUACCACAAGUCUGUGUGGAGGGGGGUGGAAGCCAAGCUCCAUCUGCGGAGAGCAAACCCGUCUCUGUUCCCCAGUCUGCAGACCAGAGGCAUCAAGAAGGUUCAGAUCCUCAGCCUCAGGCGAAGUCUGAGCUACGUGAUUCAGGGGAUGCCGCACAUCGAAAGCCUUAACCUGUGUGGCUGUUUCAACCUCACAGACAACGGACUCGGACAUGCCUUUGUGCAGGACAUCCCAUCGCUGCGGGUGCUGAAUCUCAGCCUGUGUAAACAGAUCACAGACUCCAGUCUGGGCAGGAUUGCACAGUACCUGAAAAACCUGGAGGUGCUUGAACUCGGAGGCUGCAGCAACAUCACUAACACGGGCCUGUUGCUCAUCGCCUGGGGCUUACACCGACUCAAGAGCCUGAACCUGCGCAGCUGCAGGCAUGUGUCUGAUGUGGGCAUCGGGCACUUGUCCGGCAUGACCCGCAGUGCUGCGGAGGGCUGCCUGUCUCUGGAGAAGCUGACUCUGCAGGACUGUCAGAAGCUGACGGAUCUGUCCCUCAAACAUGUCGCAAAGGGCCUAAACAAACUCAAAGUGUUGAACCUUAGCUUCUGUGGAGGGAUAUCGGACGCUGGGAUGAUCCACCUGUCACACAUGACCCACCUGUGCAGCCUGAACCUGCGCUCCUGUGACAACAUCAGUGACACUGGGAUCAUGCACCUGGCCAUGGGCUCCCUGCGACUGUCUGGACUCGAUGUCUCCUUCUGUGAUAAGAUCGGGGACCAGAGCUUGGCUUACAUUGCUCAGGGCCUGUAUCAGCUCAAGUCCUUGUCUCUCUGUUCCUGCCACAUAAGUGAUGAUGGCAUCAACAGGAUGGUGCGCCAGAUGCACCAGCUCAAAACUCUCAACAUUGGACAGUGUGUGAGAAUCACAGACAAAGGGUUGGAGUUGAUAGCUGACCACCUGACGCAGCUGACAGGGAUCGAUCUGUACGGUUGUACUAAGAUCACAAAGAGGGGUCUGGAGAGGAUAACACAGCUCCCGUGCCUUAAAGUGUUGAACCUGGGACUGUGGCAGAUGACUGAAAGUGAGAGAAUGAGGUGAAAAGUUUGAGGAAAAACAUGUAGUUUGUUUUGUAUAGUGCUCAGUUUCUUAAUUUUACUUUCUAUACUGUGACUAAAACGGGGAGAGGGACUUAUCAAUCACUGGAAUAUUGUUCACCAAUGCUGCAGUAUCCACUUCUCCUCUGACCUUGGUUCAGUUUUUUGUGCUCUCUUUUAAAGGCGCACGUGUUUAAUGUCAGCCAGUGGACAGUUCUUACUUUCUAGCUACCUCACCCAUUAAACACAGGAGUGCCUACUAUUGCUUAAUACUAGAAUAGUUUGCGUAUUUUUGUGACUCGCGUACCAAUGGAGGUUUCGAUAUUCCAGAAAAACCUUGCAGAAUAUUAGGUAGGCAUUUUAAUUCUUAACAGAAAGGCUGGAGUGCCUUGGAUGGAAGUUUUAAUUAAUUUUGUUUUGGCUGAUUUUUACUUGCUUAACCAGUAUUUUUUUGUAUUGAAUGACUGUUGACAUAAUUGUACUUCAAAUUGAAGUGGGUGGAUCACUCCCUAUUUGUCCCUGUUUACGUAUGUAUAGUUGGCUAAGUUUGAUAUUCCUGAGGAAGAUAAGUAUGUAUCAGAUGUUCCUGUUUGCUUCUCUGUCAAAGGUUCAUCAGUGCGACUAUAAAAAAGGCGUAGUAAUUAACAUGCUGCCAAGGCUAUAUGCAAUACCUUUAACCGUUCAUCAGUGGCUUUUCCCUGAGGAGCUUCCAACAACAGCGUCAGAGUGUAUUUGUAUAAAAAAAAGCAGUAAUUUAAGAUUGUUUUAUAUUCAUACAGUAGUGAUAUUUAUGAAUAAAGAUGGCAAAUAUGUUUCAA
Solea senegalensis (Senegalese sole) is the source of this 2612-nucleotide messenger RNA. Its product is annotated as F-box/LRR-repeat protein 14-like. Bases 587 to 1798 code for a protein of 403 amino acids. Gene Ontology annotation, biological process: SCF-dependent proteasomal ubiquitin-dependent protein catabolic process. The record is from RefSeq and is a predicted model, not a curated record. Gene Ontology annotation, cellular component: SCF ubiquitin ligase complex. NCBI's taxonomy places the organism in Eukaryota, Metazoa, Chordata, Actinopteri, Pleuronectiformes, Soleidae. Gene Ontology annotation, molecular function: protein binding. The transcript has a single exon.